AUGCUAGUGGUCGCCGCUUGUCGUGAUCUUCGGUACGAAUCGAUUUUCGUCUCUCAAAUUAUCUUCUUUUCAGUGGUUAAGAACAUCUGGGGAUUGAAGGGAGAACAGCUGACAUUGUUACCGAAGAGAGCGCGAUGUGCCGUCUCGAUGCGUGAUGACGACACGGACAAUUGGAAAUUCGGUAACUCACUCGAUGAGAAGGAAGAUUAUCAACUGGUGCUGCGAGAUCCGUCCAUAAGGAAUGAGCUGCUGAAUCGUCUGAAUACGUUCCGUUGCAACAGGGAGCUCUGUGACAUAGUUUUAUUUGUGAAAGAACGAGAAAUUUUCGCUCACAAAGUGGUACUAGCCGCUGUGUCACCGGCACUUUUCGAUAUGUUUGUAGGAGAGACGAAAGAAGAGAACAUAGGAUCAUCGAACGAAGUACCGGAAAACACUCACCUUGAAUAUUCUCAUUUUUUACAAUGUCCUGUCAUAUUCAAUGAUUUCUUCACACCACUUAUUUUCAGUCUUGAAAUCAGUUCGAAAAAAGUAGCUGAACUUUACAAAACAGCUUUUGCUCUUCAAAUGACUCCAGUGGUUAAGGCUUGUGCGAAUUACCUUGCCGAUAAUCUCACUUUGAUGAAUUGUAUCGGUAUUCGGCGUCAAGCUAACUUCAACAACGAUGUGUAUCUGUUGGACAAAGUGGACGCAUUCAUUCAGGAGAAUUUUGGAAGUGUCGUAAACGAAAGCAUAGAGUUUACCCAGCUACCUUGUAUCAAGACUCGUAUUAUUGUGCCAUCAGUCGAUAGUCGGUCCGCAAACCUCGAAAAAGGUUCGAAUCUUGCCCAGAGCGCUCUGGACUUCUUUAGCAGUUUACCUCAUGAUAGAGCUGAACACUGUAUAGAGAUGCUUACACACAAGACCACCCUUCUUUACAUGGAAGACGACUUUCGUCUUGCUGAUUGUGCUGAAAUGGAUGACAAAUCUUCUGUGGGUAGUUGUGACAUUAUCCAGGAUUACAAGAAGAGCAAGCGAGACCUUGCGAAGGCGAUGACGAAGUUGUUGCCCAUUUCUUUAUUUCAUGUACAACAUCGCAUCACUGGGGCUGUCCCUGUUCGCAUGAACGCGAGCCGUUUGCCGAAUGUUCAGUAUUCAUCCAUGGAGAGUCUAAACUCUAUCGAUUCAGAUGAGAGUGAUCCACGGGAUACGAUAGAAACUCGUCUUAUCGUAACGCAUCAAACAUCUGCGGACUACUGGGUUGCAUUGGCUGUGCUCUAUCGUCGUCUUGUCGUACUUAGUAUUCAGUUAACUGACGAUGAAGACAUAAUGAAAACGAAAUCCAAUAAUGGCACUGGUGUUGAUCCACAAAAGGUAACGUUGUUAUCCCAUUUGAUCACGUCUACCGGCAGUCAACGACGUCCAUUGGCAUCCAUGAAUGGAGCUCGUUGCUCUAUUGGGGCUUCAUUCAUUAACGGAAAAAUCAUUGUUUGUGGCGGUUAUGAUCGAGGAGAGUGUCUUCGUUCUGUCGAGGAAUACGAUGUUGUUCGUGGCGAAUGGAAGGAUUUGCAAUCUAUGAAGGAUGAAAGAGGACGUUUCGACAGCGCAGUUCUGAACGGAAAGGUGUAUGCAGUUGCUGGGAGUAAUGGUAAUAACGAUCUAAAGACAGCUGAGGUAUUUGAUCCUAAGCUGAAUCAGUGGGCCUCGAUUCCGUCACUCAGCAAGCCUCGAAGCCACAAUGGUUGUGCUGCUCUGGAUGGUUUCAUAUACUGUAUAGGUGGCUCAUCAGACCAGCAAGUUUUGAGAGACUGUGAGAGGUUUAAGGUACUUUUCAAGGUUUGGGAGCCGAUCGCACCUAUGGAAUUAGCGCGUUAUCAGGCCGGUGUAUGUGCAUGGCGUGGAUUGGUGGUUGCCUGUGGUGGCUGUGAUAGGUGGAAUUGCAUGGACACAGUUGAAGCAUAUGAUCCGAAGACAAAUUCUUGGCGUAUGUUGGCGAAGAUGCGCACAGCACGUCGUGGGUGUGCUGUAGCUGUUAUUAGAGACAUGCUGUACGUGAUUGGUGGCCACGACGGGCAACAGUCGCUCUCAUCUGUUGAAGUGCUCGAUCAUCCGGCGGCCUCCUGGCGCCCCGGUCCACCCCUCACAAUGCCUAGGGCGAAUACGCAUGCGGUAGUGACGGCUGGUAAUGUGAUCUAUGCUGUCGGAGGGUUUCAUGGAAACCAGUUCUUGAACUCUAUCGAACUCAUGGAAAGUGGUGAGUUGCUUAACCUAUGGCAGCAUGUCGAAUCAGUUAUUAGCACCGUGGACUUCUAG
This is a messenger RNA of Angiostrongylus costaricensis, 2289 nucleotides long. Lineage: Eukaryota; Metazoa; Nematoda; Chromadorea; Rhabditida; Metastrongylidae. The record is from the annotation of a GenBank genome assembly.